GGGGCGCGUCACCACGGCAAAGCCCCAGGGACCCGCAACGUCUGUGUAAAUAACACCCCUCAGGCGGGUGGGGCCGGGUCACACGGUGUGCCAGGGCCCGAACGUCUCUCGACGGGCCGCUGCCCCGCUCCGACAGACCCCCUCCACCCCCAGCAUGCGGGGGGCAGCCUGGUCACAAGGGGCAAUCGAGGGCAAUGGGCUGAAGGUGCUGGCGCCGGGAAGCAAUGGCCCCUCUCCUGCCACCGCCGUACGUUGCGGGGGGCGUUAGGCUCCCAUCGGACGCGGCCAGCAGUGGCCGUUGGGGGAAGCCGGGUACCAGACUAGUCCCGCCGGUAAUAAUAAUACCUCGCUCUUUUCCAGCGCGUCUCCUCAGUAGAUCUCCCAGCACUUUACAAAAGAGGAGCCACACAUUUCUCUAUGGCUGAAGCAGAAAAUCAGAAACAACUUCUCAGGCUGAUUCAAGAAGGCAGGCUAGACCUUUUCAAAGAGGAGUUGCAGAGAGACAAGGAAAUGAGCAAGGAAGUGAGGCGGAAACACUAUGGGAAAUCUGGGGACACGCUACUGCACUAUGCAGCCAGGCAUGGUCACCUGAAUGUUCUGACCCAUUUAGUAGAAGCCUUGGAAAUGGACAUCGAGAUGUUUAAUAAUGACUACAAAAGGCCCCUCCACGAAGCAGCUUCCAUGGGUCACAGGGACUGCAUGUUGUAUCUGCUGGAUAAAGGUGCAAGGAUAGACUGCUUGAAAAAGGCAGACUGGACUCCUCUCAUGAUGGCUUGCACCAGGAAGAACCUGGAGGUGAUUAAAGAUCUCAUUGAGCAUGGAGCAAACCCGUUGUUAAAGAACAAAGAUGGCUGGAAUUGCUUCCAUAUAGCAAGUCGAGAGGGUGAUCCCCAGAUCAUCCAGUACUUGCUCACUGUGUCUCCGAGCAGCUGGAACACAGAAAGCAAAAUAAAGAGAACUCCUCUGCACACGGCAGCAAUGCACGGCUGUUUUGACGUAGUGAAAGCACUUCUUGAGCGGUGCCCAUAUGAACCUGACAGCAGGGACAAAUGCGGAGUGACUCCCUUUAUGGAUGCGAUACAGAACGGGCACAUCGACAUAGCCCAGCUGUUUCUAGAAAAGCAUAAGGCCUGUUAUACAGCUGCAGAUGCAGUAGGUGCUCAGCCGUUGCACCAGGCAGCAGUCACGACCCAGGACGAAGCCAUCCGCUUCCUUGUCUCUGAUCUCGGUGUCAAUGUCAAUGAGAGAGCAACGUCAAUCCAACUCACGGCGCUACAUUACGCAGCCAAGGAAGGACAUACAAGUACCGUCCAAACGCUGUUGUCCCUCGGCGCUGAUCUACAUGCUAAAGACGGGAAAAGUCGAUCUGCCCUGCACAUGGCCUGUGCGGGCCAGCACGCGGCCUGUGCGUGGCUUCUCCUGCAGGCUGGAUUGCAGGACUCCCUGGACGACACUGGAACAUUUGCACGGCAGCUUGCCAAGAAACCGGACGUCCUACAGCUUUUCAAGGGAAUAAAUGUUAGCACAUGAAACUGACAGAGGAGAGAAUAAAAGUUUGUUUUCAGCAUCACUGUUUUGUGUUGUGCCAGAUAGAACUAUUAACAAAGGGCCAAAUCCUGAGGGCCUGACUCAGGCAAAGACAAUGGGAGUUGUGCUGAGUAAGGACUGAGUAAAAGAGCUCAUUGGAAAUAUAGUAGGAAUAAAGCUACAUACGAAUGUCUCAUAUUAAAUAGAUUUUGACCCAAGGGUAUAAUGGGGAUAAUACACUCCAUAGGAUGGGACUUACAGACACUUGUAUAGUGCUCCAUCAUCCUAGGAUCUCUACCAGUCCCCACACCAUCUAUUUGGUUGCUGGGUUGGUUCGCAUACACUUAGGCCUGGUCUACACUAGGAAAUUAGGUCAGGAUAACUAUGUCACUCAGGGAUUUGAAAAAUCCACAUCCCUGAGCAAUGCCGUUAAACCGACCUAACCCCUGGUGUAGCCAGCGCUCCCACCAACCUAGCUACGGUCUCUUGGGGAGGUGGAGUACCGACGCUGACAGGAGAACCCCUGCCGUCAGCGUUGGUAGCAGCUUCAUUGAAGCACUACAGUGGCACCACUGCAGUGUUUUAAGUGUAGACAAGUCCUAAGUAUCUCUUUGUCUGUCUGUACUGCGCAGAGGGGUCCACAUCUUAAUUGGGGCCUUUGGACAUCACUGUAAUAUAAAUGUUUAAUAGUAAUAGUGCUACAAUUGGAUGGCUGUUCGAUGGGCUGUAUGAAAUGACCUGGCCAAUUUCUGGUGGGACAGCACAAAACCACUGCCACAAUUGGCAGCUGUUACAGAGAGGCCCAGGGUGGCAGAGAACCAAUUACCCUUUCCCCUAAGAAAUGAUCCCCCUCAACCAUCUAGCUCAGGAUGGAAGAACAGUGGUGAGUAGCAUGGGGAAGCUUGUACAGCCCCUGCCCGUGUGAUAUGCUUUCUGUGGAGCAGGGGCCUGAGCCAAAGCCCGUUGAAGUCAACAGAAACAGUGAAGACUUCCACUGGCCUCUGCAUCAGGCUCAAAGAGAGAAAUACAUUAUCCAAGACAUGCAUUCAUAGAUUCCAAGGCCAGAAGGGACCAUUGUGAUCCUCUGAUCUGACCGCCUGU
Trachemys scripta elegans is the source of this 2628-nucleotide messenger RNA. RefSeq names its product ankyrin repeat domain 16 (gene ANKRD16). Bases 418 to 1530 code for a protein of 370 amino acids. Gene Ontology annotation, molecular function: protein binding. Lineage: Eukaryota; Metazoa; Chordata; Testudines; Emydidae. The transcript is spliced from 8 exons. The record is from RefSeq and is a predicted model, not a curated record.